AACGGUUAUCCACAAAGGAUGACUAAUCUCCGUCUAAAGCUAAGCAUAUUUCUACUUCCAUUCUUUUUUUCGUUCUUUCUUUGACUACAUGCGCUACAAGUGAAUAACCAUUUAGAACAAUGAAUUUUUGAUAUAUCGUUGACUAAAUAGAUCAAGAAGAUGCGAUAUACGCUAGAUAUCUACUGUUUCUCGGCCAAGACAAGCGAUGGAAGGGGGGGCUUUUUUCAUCCUAUGUAGUCACUUGAUGAAAAAGUGCAAAUCGUUUUGAAGUUGAGCCACACACUCAAGAACGGCGUCAAACAAAUCUAAACCCCUGAGAUCCUCAGAAAACCUUCGGUGUCGGGCUGAAGAUCCGAGGUAAAAACGAUUGGAUCACAUUAUCGGAUAGACCGUGCGAUAGACUACACAGGAUGAAAAAAGCCCUCUUCCAUCGCUAGUCUUGGCGGAGAAACAGUAUCUUUAUUUUUACUCCAUUUCUUGAACGCUGAAUUUUCCAUCGAGCGACUAUAGAAAACCAUACAGAACUCAGAAAGUAAAAGUCCUAGAAGGCUUAAAAUGUGGAUUUAUAGGUUUUCACACAUGCUGAACAAGAUAGAACUAAUUAGAAGCAAAUCUGAGACAUUGAUUGAACACGACUUAUUGUUUCUCUCAUGCAAUGACUCCUAUUUGGAACCAGAAUUUUUAAAAUGUUUAGUUGUUGGCAACAAAGCCUUUCUUCUUUUUACCUUAAAUCAUCGCUUUUAGGCAAGAGGUUUGCGCUACUUUGAGACAGUCAUAACUUUUUCCAAAAAAGUCUUAGUGAAUCGGAUUUAUUUUAUUUUGGAGAGUAUUAAUAUUCUUUUGGGAAAAUGCAAAAAAUCAUUCUUCUUGCCUUCAAAAAAACCUUAAAAUGAAAAUUCUAUACACCAGCAGAAAGUACAUAUUCUAACGUUGCACAAAGCCUAGUUUAAAAAAGAUUAAUAUUUACUUUAUUAAAAAAAAAUAUCUCUUACUCGAAAACGUUUAAAAGUUGAUUAUUUCAGUUUUUCUCAGUAUUAUUUGUUUCUUUUCACCUUCACAUAUUGGAAUAAAACGUUUGAGGCAUUUAUCGUAGAGAAUUUGACGGCGGUUCUUUCAAAAAACAUUAUUUCAAACAAAUUUAGUGAUCGAGAGAAAAAUGAAAAAUACUGAGCGGGUCAUCAGUGCUAUCGUAUCCGUUAGAAACAUGAGAUUGUUUUACUUAGUAUGUUUUUGAUCUUGACUCAUUUUGAUGGACAGUUUAGUAUUAUUUAGAUAGUUGUUUUAAACAACUAUUUUUUCAUUUUGCAUUUGUUUAGUCACUUGUAGUGCAACAACAAAUACCGAUUAUUAUUAAUGAUGACAAAACUGCCGAACCAGUGAAAGAAAAGAAAAAACGUAUUAAUCGAAAAGCAACAAAGAAUGAUGAAUUAAUCGCUUCAGAUAUUGGAUUGCCGCCGAAAAUCCCACUUCGUAGUGAACUUGCCAAAAAAGCUAAUGCUAUUCAAGAACAAUCGACUGUCACUGUUCAGUCGACAGAAACGGUUUUAUCACUCAAUAAUGUACCUGACAAUAUUGAAAUUACGGUGAAACGUACUUCACGUGGGAAACCAAAAAAAAUUGUUGACGAUGUACCACCAUCACUUGCAAUCUCAUUCACACGAUCGAAACGACAAGUACCAGUCGAAGUACCAGUUGAAGUACCAGUUGAAAUUCAACCACAAUCAAGUCGUUAUCCAUCACGUUCGUCAAAAAGAAAACCAUCAAUUACUGUGCAAACAAGUAUUAAUAACAAAUCUCCAAAACGGGGUCGUACGAGAAAACAACUAAGUAAAAAUGAUCGCGAAUCAACAGUAGUAAUAUCAGAUAAAUCACCGAAUGUCCAAUCUACAUUAGCCACGGCAGAACAUCAUACAAAUGCUCAAUUGGUAUUACUCAAACCAAAACGAGCUGCACGUGGGAAACAAAAAGUAUCUAAUAAGAAUAAAUCUUCGUUUGAUAAUGAGCAACAUGAAACUUCACCACUUAAGAUAAACGAUUUGCCAGCACCAAUACCAGAUGCAAGGCAAACACUUAUGCCUCCACUUGAGUUUUCAUUACCGCCGAUUCCUCCAGCCGUUUCACCACCAAAAAACGUUCGUCGCGGACGUAAAAAGACAACAAAUAAUAACCAGAUAUCUCAAGUAGAACCAUCAAAAACAACGCGCUCUCGAGCUAACAAAGAUGAUAAAACAACAAAUAAAAAAGAUGUUCCAGUCGAUGCAAUCACAUUAUCAACUACCACAACUAAUAAAUUAGCUCGAGGAAAGAGAAAACGAGCGGAUAUUCCCACGACAGAUGAUUUUCUUCCGUUUCUACCACCAUCAGGUCCACCGCCAAUUGUUAAAACAUUAGAUAAUAAUGAUAAUAAACACAGUUCUCCUACAGAAGAAUAUCCAUCAGGUACUGAACAGAAUGUUUUAGCGUUGGAAAAACUGUCAACUAAAACUCCUGCACGAAAAAGGCGACUAAUAGCCACUAAUACUCCGCAAAACUCGUCAUCAACCCAAACUGAUAGGCCUGUAAUAGUAUCGUUACCGACUAAUCACACAGACAAAGAUAUGCUAAAAUCACCCGUAACAGUCAAGCGGGCAUCGCGUGCUAAACAAAACAAGGCACAGGUCAACGAAAAUUUAAUGCAAACUCCUCCACCAACUCGAAAACGACAAAUACCAACAAUUGAUAAUCAAGAAAAUUCAAUAAAGACAAAUGCGCCGUCCAUGGUUGAACGAGUAUUGCGCGGUCAGUCGAAACAUGAUCCGAUCAUGAUUGCCAAAACUGCCGGGCGUUAUCUUUGGACACCACCACCUAAUCCAAAACGUAAAAAACCAACAAUCCAAAAGAAAUUAAAUGAUAGUCUUCAAUUGGCUAAUUCAUCAACUGGUCUUCAAGUCCCUAAAACACCGUGUAAAAAGAAAACAAAAGGAAAACGUGCCAAAUGUACUUGUACAAUAUGUAAAGGUUAUAUUUAA
Molecule: messenger RNA, 3008 nt
Organism: Didymodactylos carnosus
Lineage: Eukaryota; Metazoa; Rotifera; Eurotatoria; Philodinida; Philodinidae
Source: the annotation of a GenBank genome assembly